AUGCAGCCCUUGAUCCUGUACACGGCGCAGACGCCCAACGGCGUCAAGGUGUCCAACUUCACCGAGGAGCUCAAGGAGGCCUACCCGGACUUUGCCGUCACCUACCGCGCCAUCUCGUUUGGCAAGAACGAGCAGAAGGAGGAGUGGUUCCUCAAGAUCAACCCCAACGGCCGCAUCCCCGCCCUCGUCGACCCCAACCGCAACAACUUUGCCGUCUUCGAGACCGCCUCCAUCAUCCUCUACCUCGAAAAACACUACGACCCGCGCCACCUCUUUAGCUGGUCCGACUCCGAAGACGGCGGCGUCGACCGCCGCAGCGAGGUCCUCAACUGGAUGUUCUUCAUCCACGGAGGCCUAGGGCCUAUGCAAGGACAAGCUAACCAUUUCGUGAGGUACGCGCCCGAGCAGAUCGAGUACGCCAAGGACCGGUACGUGAACGAGACCAAGCGUCUCUAUCGCGUGCUGGACCGGCGCCUCAAGGACCACGACUGGCUCGUCGGCGACAAGUACAGCAUCGCCGACAUCAACGCCUACCCCUGGCUCCAGUACUACCGCUGGGCGGGCAUUCGCGACGAAGAGGUGCCCCAGAGCGUGCGCGAUUACAUCGAGCGAAACUAUGCGCGUCCCGCUGUCCAGCGUGGCAUGAGGGAGCCCGGUGGAAGCAACGAGUGGCUCGACAAGAUGCGCAGCCCCGAGUUCUGGACGACGCACCUCGAGGAGGCCAACCAGAAAGCAAAGGAGGCAUCGGCCUGGGUCCUGCAGGGCAUGCAGAACGACAAGAACCGCGCCUCAAAGGCCUAG
Messenger RNA from Pseudozyma flocculosa PF-1, 801 nucleotides. RefSeq lists its product as uncharacterized. The record is from RefSeq and is a predicted model, not a curated record. The transcript is spliced from 5 exons. Bases 1 to 801 code for a protein of 266 amino acids. NCBI's taxonomy places the organism in Eukaryota, Fungi, Basidiomycota, Ustilaginomycetes, Ustilaginales, Ustilaginaceae.